Messenger RNA from Tribolium castaneum (red flour beetle), 1110 nucleotides. It is a transcript of the gene Unc50, whose product is annotated as Unc50 RNA binding protein. The coding region runs from base 210 to 1010 and encodes 266 amino acids. The record is from RefSeq and is a predicted model, not a curated record. The transcript is spliced from 4 exons. Gene Ontology annotation, cellular component: Golgi membrane. NCBI's taxonomy places the organism in Eukaryota, Metazoa, Arthropoda, Insecta, Coleoptera, Tenebrionidae.
GCACGCAUGCGCCCUUUUAUUAUUUAUUCUACAUAUAUUUGAGGUGUUGGUACUCCUGUUGCUGUGAUUCACAAUUGUUGCAAAAAAUGUCAAAAAAAUAAUUUUUUGGUUUCUCAAAAAUCAAAAAAACAUUACGUAAGGGCCGGUUAUAAUGCCAGGCCAGUGUGUCCAGUGACUCGCAAUCGGAGACUGUUAGGUUAGGUUUUGCAAUGAAUUCGCCUUUGCCACCCCCGACAACGCAGCGGGACUGCAUGUCCGCCGCCACCAAAAGGUACAAAUACUUGCGACGAAUGUUUAAGUUUGAUCAGAUGGAUUUUGAGUUUGCCUUCUGGCAAAUGCUGUAUUUGUUUAUAGCCCCACAGAAGGUCUACCGGAACUUUCGCUACAGGAAACAGACGAAGUCGCAGUUUGCGAGAGAUGAUCCUGCGUUUUUGGUGCUCUUUGCCGCCUGGCUUUGCAUCACUUCCGUUGGGUUUGCAAUUGUAUUAAAGCUGGGAUUUGGGCAGUUUGUCUAUUUUCUGUUAUAUGUCAUUUUUGUUGAUUGUAUUGCUGUGGGGGUGAUCACGGCUACGUUUUUUUGGUAUGUGCUUAAUAAAUAUUUCAGACCAAGCACUGAAGUACAAGAUGUUGAAUGGGGAUACUCAUUCGACGUCCACUUAAAUGCCUUCUUUCCGCCAUUAAUACUAUUACAUUUCUUUCAGUUGUUCUUCUACAACGGUAUUUCCUUUAUUAUCUUUUUAUUGGAUAAAUCAAUAAAUGACUGUGUUUUAGGUUUGAUAAGUCACGAAUGGUUCAUCUCGAGAUUGCUUGGCAACACAUUUUGGUUGGUGGCAGUGCUGUAUUACAUGUUCAUAACAUUUCUAGGGUACAGUUCCCUGCAAAUCCUAAAUCGCACCCACUUGAUCCUAACGCCAGUACCCAUAGUUCUAGUAUUCUAUAUAAUCAGUCUAGUGGCUGGUCUCAAUAUAACCCAUGUCUUAAUGACGUUUUACAAACAUAGGGUGUUAUAAUAAAAUUCAGUUCAGUUUUGUAUCUAGUCUAAAGUUAUUUUAAUAAAUUAUCAGUUUUUGUAAAAACGAUGUAAUGUUUUCAAUAAAACAAAAAGUUUCA